AAUUCCGCAACACAUCUGCCAGUCGUCUUUCCCAGUUGAAUUUAACCGCGUAACAUAAACUUUGCAAUACGUGACUUCUUUCGCAGCAGCCCAUCGCCUGCGCGAGUAGUCAAACAUUUUUGAUUUGUGCUGAAAACGCAGUCUUUGUUAUCUAGUAGAUGAAAGGUGGACUUCACAGGACUGAAAGCGGCGGAUUCGAGUGUUUUUUUGAGUAUCAAAAACCAAAUACUAUGAGCUUCAUAGAGGUCAUAGUAACAAUCGGUUCAGUACUGUUACUACUAGUUACUUUACCAUUUUCGCUGUUCUGGUGUUUCAAGGUAGUGCAGGAAUAUGAGAGGGCGGUCAUUUUUCGACUGGGAAGAUUGAGGAAGGCGGAGCUAGAGGACCAGGAAUAUUUUUUGUCUUACCAUGUUUGGACAGUUAUUGCAAGGUGGAUUUAA
Molecule: messenger RNA, 440 nt
Organism: Acanthoscelides obtectus
Lineage: Eukaryota; Metazoa; Arthropoda; Insecta; Coleoptera; Chrysomelidae
Source: the annotation of a GenBank genome assembly